GUAGAACGGAAAAUGCAAUUCUAAAUUCUUUAACCAUGUGUGGAAAAUAAAUGAAGGGGGGAAAAAGUGGCGAUUUAGCGUAGCGUGAUCGUUACUCGAGAGCCUCACAUCGAUAACCGCAUCUAGAGCCCCUUUACCUGUUCGUCGUCGACCACACCUGUACUGUUGUUUACAUGCCCGUAUUAUUUCAGGAUAUUCCUUUUUAUCAGCCUUCUAACAUCUGUAGAUGCUUGUGAUCGCCUUCGGUAUUGCUCCAUACAAUUGGAUAAGCUUCAACUACUUGUGAUAAUUCUCAAAAUUUGGAUAAGGCAAUGGAACUGUACGUCGUCUGUCUGUUAGCUGUUAUGAUCUUAGCUGCUAUCAUCAUUCAAGGAAUCUAUUGUGGAUUGUUUUGUUUCUAUCCCAUUGCACCAGGAGUUAAACCUUUAAUAUACAUAAGACCAUCAACCAGAUCACGUAAAGAUGUAUAUGAUGUGGAGGUUCCUUUAGAAAAAGUUACAAGCAUGCCAGCAGAAGAAGAGAAAGAAAAAGAGAGCCAGACAGAUGUCUGACGUCUGAUUGGAUAUAAAUCCUGUUACGUGACCAAGUAUUUUUCUUGUAACCUUUUAUAUAAACAGAACUGUAAAAUGUAUUAUAUUUACAUGCCUAUAUACAUCAUGUGCAUACAUUUUAUAGUACAAAUUAGUAAUUAAUUAAGUAUUCCAAUGGAAGUAAAUCGAGUUUUUCAAAUAUUAUUAUUAUUUU
Centruroides sculpturatus (bark scorpion) is the source of this 744-nucleotide messenger RNA. RefSeq lists its product as uncharacterized. Bases 312 to 551 code for a protein of 79 amino acids. The record is from RefSeq and is a predicted model, not a curated record. The transcript has 3 exons. NCBI's taxonomy places the organism in Eukaryota, Metazoa, Arthropoda, Arachnida, Scorpiones, Buthidae.